UAGUAUAAUAGAAAAUCAACCCGAAUAGUCCUCCAUAUGUACUUGUUAUCAUGUCCGCCGGUGUAACUCCCGCCAGGUCCCUAUGGAAAAAGGUCCUCCUUGUCGGAGACUCUCUCACACAGUUUGGAUUUUCAAAGGAUGGUUCGUAUGCAGCGCUUUUAGCCGAUCACUUGCAAAGAAAAUGUGACGUCAUAACUCGCGGCUUUUCAGGUUACAAUACAAGAUGGUGUAGGGUUAUAUUACCCGAUAUUUUAAAAGAAUUCGACCCAGAAGAUAUUGCAUUUGCUACCAUAUUUCUUGGAGCCAACGAUUCUAACUUACCAGAGAACACAGUUCAACACGUCCCACUGCCUCGAUACAAACAGGAUUUAAAGGAUAUGGUUGAAAUGAUGAUGGAUUUUGGUAUUCCAAAGGACAAAAUUGUUUUGAUAGCUCCACCUGCCUGUGAUGAAAAGGCUUGGAAGAAAUUUUGCUUAGAUAACGAUAAGGUCUUUACAAAAUGCAACCUUACCGCGGGGAAGUAUGCAGAUGCCUGUUUAGAUGCGGCGAGAGAAUGCGGCACCAAGUCUGUAGAUUUCUACGGCAGCAUCAUGAAGCUUGAAAAUUGGCAGGAGACAUUGUCUGACGGCCUUCACCUUUCAAUGGUAGGAUCGCACCUGCUCUUCGACCUGUUGAAGCCAGUCGUGGACCAGCUAACCUCUGAGCUUCCCAUGAUUUAUCCGGACUGGAAAGAUGUGGAUGUUGACAACCUGGAAAACAGUCUAAAACCUUGAAUAUUGUAAUUAAAUAUCAUUAAAUAUUUUAUAAUUGUUUUAUAGAA
This is a messenger RNA of Magallana angulata, 820 nucleotides long. RefSeq names its product isoamyl acetate-hydrolyzing esterase 1 homolog. NCBI's taxonomy places the organism in Eukaryota, Metazoa, Mollusca, Bivalvia, Ostreida, Ostreidae. The record is from RefSeq and is a predicted model, not a curated record. The transcript is spliced from 6 exons. The coding region runs from base 51 to 773 and encodes 240 amino acids.